AACCCUCUUCUUCGAAACUCCACUUUCUACUCUACCCAUUUCAGCCAUCACACCCUCUUUCUCUCUCCUCUCUUUCUCUCUCAUUUCAUUUCAUGGAUCCAAUCUCAUAUCACAACAAUAUUACAUAAAAUUAUUUCUAAUAAUAUUACUCCCAAAAAAAAGUUACAUAUUAUAUGCUCACUUUUGAGAAAAUCAUGCUCAUCUUCAACUUCAAUCCCAGAAAUUGGUAAGAAACACCCACUUGUUUCUUUUACCAGAUAGAUAAAUAAUGCUUGAUCUUUUCCCUGUUCUUCUCUUUCGCUCUAAAAUCUGGGUUCGUAAACGUAAAAAAAAUCUACCCACUUCUUAAAUUUCUUCUCUUUUUCUUUCAAUUUUGUGUUUUUUUAUUAAUCUAACAAUUCCCCUGUAUAAAUCCCUGUAAUUAUUGGUUAUUGAUUUUCUGGGUUUGAUUUGUUUGAUUUUGUACAUAAAUCCCCCCUUCCCCCCCCCCCCCCCCCAAAAAAAAGAAAUUAGUGGGUAGUGUGUGAAAUUUGCACAAUUGGAAAAAUUGGAAAGAUGAGUUUAGGUGCAGCAGAGGAAGAAAGUAAGGAAGAAAUCCAUAUACCAGCUGAUAUAAACUGGGAAAUGUUGGACAAAUCAAAAUUCUUCAUUCUGGGUGCUGGAUUAUUUUCCGGUGUAUCGGCUGCUUUAUACCCAGCUGUAGUUCUCAAGACCCGGCAACAGGUUGGCCCAUCUUCGCAACGAUCAAGCAGUCUUAAGACUGCUAUGUUUAUCGUGCGAAGCGAGGGGUUCCGAGCCCUCUAUAGAGGGUUCGGAACCUCUCUGAUGGGUACAAUCCCCGCGAGGGCGCUCUAUAUGACCGCCCUCGAGGUGACUAAGAGUAGUGUGGGGUCUGCCACUCUUGGACUCGGAGUGGCAGAACCCACAGCUGCUUGUAUAGCUAAUGCUGCAGCAGGUGUAUCUGCUGCAGUAGCAGCUCAGCUGGUGUGGACCCCAGUUGAUGUUGUCACACAAAGGUUAAUGGUGCAGAAUACUAGGAGUGAAAGUACUUCUAAUUUUGGCAAGAUUAGAUAUGCUAAUGGGAUUGAUGGGUUUAAACAGAUCAUUAAAGCAGAUGGAUUGAGAGGUUUAUAUAGAGGUUUUGGGAUUUCUAUAUUGACUUAUGCGCCUUCCAAUGCUGUUUGGUGGGCGUCUUACUCGGUCGCUCAACGCCUCAUUUGGGGUGGGAUUGGGUGCAAUUUUUGUAAGAAGGGUGAUCCUUGUGGUGCUGAUGUUGCUGGUACUACUUAUAGGCCGGAUUCAAAGGCGGUUAUGGUGGUUCAAGGAGUGAGUGCUGCAUUGGCUGGGGGUGCUUCUGCUCUGAUUACAAUGCCAUUGGAUACCAUCAAGACAAGGUUGCAAGUGUUGGAUAGUGAGGAGAAUGGACGUGGUAAAGGGCCUACGGUGGUUCAAACGUUGCGUAAUUUAGUCCGGGAAGGUGGGUGGACGGCCUGCUACCGAGGGCUAGGGCCACGGUGGGCAUCAAUGUCAAUGUCAGCUACCACUAUGAUCACUACUUAUGAGUUUCUUAAGAGAUUAUCAGCUAAAAACCAAGAGGGUGUGACAUAGUUUAGGUCAAUCAAUAUACAGGGGAAAAGUGGAAAGAAGAGAUCAAAAUCAAAAUGUAAUGAGAGAAUAAGAUUUUUUCAGUUUUGUAACUCUUAAGAUCUCCUUGUUCAAAAUCCUUUAAUUUUGUUAAUUUUGACAAGAGAUUGGAGUUCUGAUGAAUGUAAUCUCUUUCAACUUCACAAAAUCUGAAUAUAUGUUCUUUUUUGACAAA
This is a messenger RNA of Beta vulgaris subsp. vulgaris (sugar beet), 1819 nucleotides long. RefSeq lists its product as uncharacterized. The transcript has a single exon. NCBI's taxonomy places the organism in Eukaryota, Viridiplantae, Streptophyta, Magnoliopsida, Caryophyllales, Amaranthaceae. The record is from RefSeq and is a predicted model, not a curated record. Bases 556 to 1608 code for a protein of 350 amino acids.